GUUCAAUAGGGUAGCCAGUCCCAGUGCGGAUUACUUCUAGUGUUCUUCUCUCCUCGUGUGUGCUCUUUUCCUCGCUCUUCCAGUGUUUAUUACUUCUCCACUUCCAUCGCGAUUUAACAUUCACAUGGUUUUUUUUUUUAUUUUAGAUUUUGUGUUUUAGCGCAUAUUUUUUUUUACAUUUAUUAUCGCCGUCUCUUUCUUCUCCCCUCUCUCUCUCUCACUCACUCUCUCUCUCUCUCUCACUCUGUCCCCACCCACUUUUCCCUUGUCUGGUCCGUGACAUUUUAAUUUGAAUCGAAGGCUGGUUCCAGUUGUUUUAUAGGUGUUUAUUAUUUUAUAUAGCUCACCCUCUGACAUACUAUCGUUUUUUUUUCUUUCUGCUCACAACACGAACACACAUACACACACACGCACACACACACACGCGCACAUGCACACACACACACACAUAUAUAUAUAUAUAUAUAUAACGUAAGGGAAAUAGUCAGCUUGACUUGCGGAGAAGAGGAAAAAAAAUUAUAUAAAUAUUUAUAUGUAAUAUCCACAAGUAUUUAUUACGUGCCAAGCAGACCUGAGUGUGGUGGGAGAAGGAUAAAUAAAGACACAACAAUAUUUACCGACAACUACCUUACCUACAACACCAUUCUCUGACGCAAAACUGCAACACGAUGUCUACAGAAUCGUCAGUGAGGGAACGGACCAGUGUUCGAGAGAAAAAGCCUGCCGAAGUUCCGAACGAUAAAACCAAAGUCAAAGAACCGUCACCUCCUCCCGAAUGGAAUCAACUUGCUUUAUGCGCCACAAACGAUGCCCCCCUUGGUAUCCUCCGUCCCAUUAUGAUCGUUUUGGAAAUAUCGUGCCACGGACUCUUGUGGAUCGUGGCGACUAUAACCAUGCUGAUGUGCAUCCAUAAAGCUAACCAUGUAGAGAUUGUAUUCAACUUGUUUUUCGGUUUAAUAUUUGAUAUCCUGUUGGUAUGUCUUAUAAAAUGGCUGGUUCAACGACAACGACCCAGUGCAAACUACAUGGACAUGGUUGCCACUUCUAAAGUAGACCAGUACUCCUUUCCGUCUGGUCAUGCAACACGGGCCUGCUAUCUGGCAAUAUUCAUAGCCAAACAGGUACCAGAUACAAGGAAAUUGAUUGUAUUUACUUACACUUGGGCUGCUUUUGUGUGCUUCUCUAGACUCCUCCUUGGACGCCACCAUUUUACCGAUGUUUUAUGUGGCUGUAUAAUUGGCGUUCUUGAGUUUUAUGUAUUGGAAAUGCUUUGGAUUUCACAGUCAACGUGUUCUUUUAUUCUUAGCCCGCUAUUAGGCGAGUUGGUGUAACUUUCUUUUCUUAAAAGUUAAAAUAUAUGGUGGGUGUCAAAAAAAAAAAGCAAAAAUGCAAACAAAACAAAGAUGAACAAACAGCCAAAUUGAGAUGAGGUGGGUUUAAUAAUAAAUAACAAAUGAC
Messenger RNA from Octopus sinensis (East Asian common octopus), 1458 nucleotides. RefSeq names its product phospholipid phosphatase 6. The record is from RefSeq and is a predicted model, not a curated record. Gene Ontology annotation, molecular function: sphingosine-1-phosphate phosphatase activity. The transcript is spliced from 2 exons. The coding region runs from base 669 to 1331 and encodes 220 amino acids. Lineage: Eukaryota; Metazoa; Mollusca; Cephalopoda; Octopoda; Octopodidae.